AUGGCCUAAAUUAAAAAAUAUCCUCUUAUUUAUCACGGUAAUAAACUAAUAGUUCAAUAAGCGCCAUAUCCAACCGAUGUUUUUUGGGAAAAUCUUAAAUUAACAGAAAAAUAAAGAAAAAAGAAAAAUAUUAUGGGAAUUUUUAUUACAAUAAUAGUUUUAUCUGUUUGCUUUAUGGCUAUAUAUGGACUUAUCUUAAAAUAAAAAGCUAUUAGUGAAAAGGAAACUGAAGAUUAAAUAAUUGUUUAAUUUAUUGGAAUAUUAAUUUCAAUAAUAAUAACUAUUUUAAAUGGAGUUUUAUAAAAUAUUUUAGUAUAUGUGUCGAAAUUAGAAGGACAUCCUACAAUGACAUCAUUUAACACAUCUUUAGCUAAAAAAAUAACAGUAGCAAGUUUUUGCAAUACAUCUUUAGUUACAUUUUUAGUAGUAAUUGUAAUACUUGAUGAUAAAAAAAGUAAAUUUAUGAAGAUUUUUGGAGAAGGAGGUUUAGCAGAGAAUUAAAAUUAUGUUUUUAUUUCGAAUAUAAUAGCUCCUCUUAUAACACAACUUAUAGAUAUUGAAGGUAUAAAGAAAAAAUUCCUAAGAAAAAUCGAAUUAAAAAGUAAAAUUUAUCUAUUUUAACUUAAUCUUAAUUGA
Molecule: messenger RNA, 636 nt
Organism: Ichthyophthirius multifiliis
Lineage: Eukaryota; Ciliophora; Oligohymenophorea; Hymenostomatida
Exons: 2
Cellular component (GO): plasma membrane
Molecular function (GO): calcium-activated cation channel activity
Source: RefSeq, a predicted model, not a curated record